AUGUCGGUAGUCUCUCUCUUGGGCGUGAAAGUCCUUAACAACCCUGCGUCAUUCACUGCGCCGUAUGAGUUUGAAAUCACAUUCGAAUGUCUUGAACAACUGCGCGAGGACCUAGAAUGGAAACUCACCUACGUUGGCUCCGCAACAUCUGCAGAACAUGAUCAAGAAUUGGACUCCCUGCUUGUGGGACCCAUUCCUAUCGGUGUUAACAAAUUCAUCUUUGAAGCUGACCCACCCAAUCUUUCUCGUCUACCAGCCACGGAAAUCCUAGGCGUCACGGUUAUUCUCCUGACUUGCUCUUACGAUGGCCGUGAGUUUGUGCGUGUGGGUUACUAUGUCAACAAUGAAUAUGACAAUGAGGAGAUGAACAACGAACCACCUUCCAAGCCUGUCAUUGAACGAAUUCGCAGAAAUGUUCUUGCAGAGAAACCUAGAGUUACGCGGUUUGCGAUCAAAUGGGAUUCCGAAGAAUCAGCACCUGCCGAAUUUCCCCCUGACCAGCCCGAGGCAGAUAGACUUGACGACGACGGAACAGGUUAUGGCGCUGAAGAGGCAGAAAUGCAAGCUGCUCUGGAACAAGAAUUGGAAGAAACCGAAGCCAAGAUUGCUCAGCCACAACAACCCAGCACAGAAGGCGACAAAGAAAUGGCAGAGGUUGGUGUUGAUGCCAAAGAUCCCAAGGCUGAUGAAGAGGAUGAAGAUAGUGAUGCCGGAAGUGAGGAUCUUGAAGAAGAGAGUUCCGAGUCUGAAGAUGACGAGGAGGAGGAAGAAGGUGGCGAGGGCGAGGAUACGGAGAUGGGUGAUGCUGAUGACAAGACUGCUGCGACAGUCAAUGGUACGAACGGCGAUCAAAAGAAGGCAUCGGCCACUUCUCAACCUGAGGUCAUGGUCCAUUAG
Molecule: messenger RNA, 897 nt
Organism: Exophiala bonariae
Lineage: Eukaryota; Fungi; Ascomycota; Eurotiomycetes; Chaetothyriales; Herpotrichiellaceae
Gene: ASF1
Product: Histone chaperone asf1
Exons: 3
Coding region: 1-897 (298 amino acids)
Biological process (GO): nucleosome disassembly; DNA replication-dependent chromatin assembly; nucleosome assembly
Cellular component (GO): chromatin; nucleus
Molecular function (GO): histone binding
Source: RefSeq, a predicted model, not a curated record